Messenger RNA from Hibiscus syriacus, 768 nucleotides. RefSeq names its product elicitor-responsive protein 3-like. NCBI's taxonomy places the organism in Eukaryota, Viridiplantae, Streptophyta, Magnoliopsida, Malvales, Malvaceae. The transcript has 5 exons. The record is from RefSeq and is a predicted model, not a curated record. The coding region runs from base 207 to 605 and encodes 132 amino acids.
UUCAUAUAUGGUAUUUCUUCACAUUCAUGGUAGUUGACUAGCUGCUGGCGAUUGUGAAUUCUUUUCACUGUUUCCUUGUGAAAAGAGAUCCAAGGUGAAAAGAGAUCCAAGCAAUAAGUAAUUCUCCUUUAUUAUAUGUAUAUUACUCUGCGGGAUCUGGUCUGUCUUCAAUCAUUCUUCUUUCUCGAUCUCUACGCUCUAAAAACAUGCCUCAGGGAACCCUUCAAGUUGUUCUCGUUAGUGCCAAGGGCCUUGAGAACACAGAUUUUCUCUGUGACAUGGAUCCUUAUGUGAUUCUCACUUGCAGAACCCAGGAGCAGAAGAGCAGCGUUGCAUCAGGAAAAGGAUCAGAACCUGAAUGGAACGAGAAUUUCGAAUUUAACAUCUCUGAAGGUGUUUCAGAGCUCAAGGUGAAAAUACUGGACAGUGAUACUGGUUCCCAGGACGAUUUCGUUGGGGAAGUAACCAUAGCUCUGGAGCCUGUAUUCGAGGGAGGGCACAUUCCCCCAACUGCAUAUAAUGUCAUCAAGGACGAAAACUAUUGUGGGGAGAUUAGAAUUGGCCUCUCUUUCACCCCAGAGGAACAUCAAUCCAGGGAUUACUAAGUUGAUGAAUCUUUUGGAGGGUGGAAGCAGACAACUUACACUGAUUAGGCUACUUUUAGUUUUCAGUCCUAGUUUCUGUUCCAGCAACUAAUUAUCCUGUUUGAUUUCGAACUGUUAUCGUGUGGCUUCGAGUUUUAUUUCGGUUACUUGUGACACUGGGACA